AUGAGCAUCUCCAUCUCCACACGCAACAUUUCUGAAGCAUCACAUUUCCAACAAUCACCCGCUCACGGCUCCUUUACUAACUUUGCUCACUUACCGGUCGAAUUACGACUACGAAUAUGGCACCAUGCAAUCUCUGUGCGGCGCAUUGUGGAAAUGGAAAAGAUCCCUAGUUGGGACUCAUCCUCCCCAGAAGACGAAGAUGAAGACGAAUUACAUACCCCACCAGAUCGCUGGCACUACACCAUAAAGAAUCUCCCACCUCUCCUCUCCACCUGUUCCGAAUCACGUCAAGAAGUAUUAAAGGCCUGCAGAGGCAACCCCAAACAACCAGACUCUCAGGGUCAGCCUGCGCCGGCGUGGAUUCGCUUCGACUACGAUAUUCUCCACCUCAAAGCGCGAACAUGGUACGAUAAUUACGGACGCGCGACAGGACAUCGCUGGUACGAAAGUGACAUCCGGGACUCGAAGAAGGGCGAGAGAAGCCCAGGGAGGAAUAGUCCUAUGCGGGAUUACUUCAAGAAUAUACAGACACUCGCAAUCAACCGGGAACUAUGUUUCAUGACCAUGGACCGCGAAGCUUCCAUCAUCCGACAAUUCUUCCCCAAUCUCAAGCUCCUCAUAAUCUUGAUCGAACACACCGUCGACAUCGGCCGAAAACGAUGCCAGAUGUGGAAAAUCCACGAACAGAAACUAGCUGCUGGCGAGUCCAGCGAUGUCGACCCGGAGUACUUGAAAUGGGCCUUCACAACCGCCAGCACAGGACCCUUCACACCGGUUUCCUCGCUCUACCAGCAGAGCAUUGAGAGAAGGAUGAGGCGUGGCCUGGAGAAGGAGGAGAAGAGAUUCGGACGGAAACAUUACGUGGCGCCACAGGUUGUCGUCAUGGGUUGUUCUCUACCACCUGGCUUGGAAAUAGCUGCAUGUGGGCGGAUGACUGCGCGGGGUUUGGAUGAAUGA
This is a messenger RNA of Hymenoscyphus albidus, 957 nucleotides long. The record is from the annotation of a GenBank genome assembly. Lineage: Eukaryota; Fungi; Ascomycota; Leotiomycetes; Helotiales; Helotiaceae.